This is a messenger RNA of Kwoniella shivajii, 1467 nucleotides long. RefSeq lists its product as uncharacterized. Gene Ontology annotation, cellular component: plasma membrane; high-affinity iron permease complex. The coding region runs from base 1 to 1467 and encodes 488 amino acids. Gene Ontology annotation, biological process: iron ion transmembrane transport. NCBI's taxonomy places the organism in Eukaryota, Fungi, Basidiomycota, Tremellomycetes, Tremellales, Cryptococcaceae. The record is from RefSeq and is a predicted model, not a curated record. Gene Ontology annotation, molecular function: ferrous iron transmembrane transporter activity. The transcript is spliced from 8 exons.
AUGGCAUUAACAGAUUACUUUUCCCCUGUAGCGUUCUUUAUCUUACUUCGAGAAUCACUUGAAGCAGGUAUAAUCAUUGCCGUAUUAUUGGGAUUCAUAACUCAGCUCGUACCAUCUCUAGUGAAACCAUCUGAACCUCUUUCAGGAAAUUCAGGUCCAGGUUUGCGAUCAGAAUCAGAAUUAGAAUCAGAAUAUAAUCAUCGUCAAUCUGAAGAUUCAGCUAGGUCAUCACAGGAAUUACUGUCUUCCACAACGAAUAAUAGAAGUUCAUACGGUGCUUCCAGAUCAAGAUCAAGAUCGAAUUCUCCAUCGCCAUAUGGGCACGAUCAACAAAGAACAGAAAAUCAAUCACUACUAUCGACAUCUCAAAACAAAAACAAAAUAUUCAAUUCGGAUGAAAAUGAAAAUGAUCAAGAACAAGAAGAGGCAUUGGAAGGUGUAGAAGGAGGAGCAGCAGUGGUGGUGGUGGUGGGAGAAAAUGACAAAGAUAAGGUGAUAAAGAAAAUGAAAAUACAAAUUUGGUCAGGGGCAAUUUUAGGUGGUACAGUAGCCAUGGCCAUUGGAGCUAUUUUCUUAUAUGUCUUCUACACAUAUACACACGAUCUAUGGCAGGAUGCAGAGAAUUUAUGGGAAGGUGGUUUUUGUCUAUUAGCUUCUUUAUUGAUUCUCGUAAUGUCAUUGGCCUUCCUUCGAUUACCUCACGCACAAGUGAAAUGGCGAUUAAAGCUAUUAUCGGCAUAUCAAUCUCAAGCUGAAUCAGAUCCUGAAAAUACCCUCACUCAUCACCACCAUCAUGGUCAUAAUCAUAGUCACAGUCAUGAACCUACUGCGAUCUUGUUUGGUUUACCUUUUAUCACUGUCCUGAGAGAAGGUCUGGAAGGCGUAGUCUUUCUAGGUGGGAUUGGGUUGAGUGAAAAAGGAAGUGCGGUUGCUGGAGGUGGAAUUGGUGGACUGGUAGUUGGUGGUACUAUUGCCUACUUAUUAUUCUCCUCAACAACACCAUUAUCAUUGAACAGAUUCGUUCAAUUCUCAUCUUUGUUAUUGUUCAUGAUAGGCGCAGGAUUAGCUUCCAGAGCGGCAUAUUCAUUUGAAAGGCAAUAUUUCAUUUCAUACGUUGGUACAGCAGCUGCCGAAGCUGGAAAUGGUCCAGGAUCCUAUAGAGUUAAAGGUAACAUAUGGCAUUUGACUUGGUGGGAUCCAGAACCUGGUUCAGGUGAUAACAUGGCUCAAUUAGCUCAAGCCGUCAUAGGUUGGAACAAUACUGGAACAAUCUGGACUGUCUCAACAUACAUCCUUUACUGGGUCCUAAUCACCCUCACACUUGUAUAUGCGAAAUACAAAGAAGGUCGUGCAGCUUUAUGUGGUCAUUUAUCGAAGAGAGGAUGGGAAAGAGAAUAUCAAAAGAGAGAAAACGGUGAUAUGGAUAAUCAAGUUCUGUUAGAUGAUAGAAGUGAUAUUGGGGAAUAA